Ipomoea nil (Japanese morning glory) is the source of this 672-nucleotide messenger RNA. Its product is annotated as leucine-rich repeat receptor-like serine/threonine-protein kinase BAM2. The coding region runs from base 1 to 672 and encodes 223 amino acids. The record is from RefSeq and is a predicted model, not a curated record. Gene Ontology annotation, molecular function: protein binding. NCBI's taxonomy places the organism in Eukaryota, Viridiplantae, Streptophyta, Magnoliopsida, Solanales, Convolvulaceae. The transcript has 2 exons.
AUGACAAAUCCUGCAUAUUUAAUACUCCUACUGCUCAUUAUACGCCUCUUUGCCUUUUAUCAACUUUCUGCUUCCCAUUUCCAUGCUACAAACACCUAUUCAGUAGUGCCCGCUAAAAAUUUGCAAAUAGCAAAUGAAGUGGCUUCUCUGUUGACCUGGAAGUUCAGUCUUGACCUCAAAGCCCAAAAACUAUUGUCAUCUUGGAUUGCUGGUGUCAGUCACUGCAAUUGGUCUGGGAUUCACUGCAAUAUUGAUGAAAGUAUUAGAGGCUUGAACCUUGCUGGAUAUGGCUUACAAGGUACACUAAGCAGUCUAAAUUUAUCAUCCUUCACCACUUUAGAAAUUAUUGACUUUUCUGGCAACUAUUUCUAUGGAAACAUUUCUUUUAUCAAAGCAAUGUCCAAUUUGCAAAAAUUAAAAGUCUUGUACCUUUAUGAUAACCAAUUUUCGGCAAGCAUUCCUCAAGAAAUCGGGAUGUUAAAAUCGCUUGUAAAGCUGGAUCUUUCAUCAAAUGCUCUCACGGGCCAAAUUCCUCCAGAAAUAGGCAAUUUGUCAAUGUUGACAAAUUUAUCUCUAUCAAACAAUCAUCUUUAUGGAUUCAUCCCCAGAGAGCAGUCCAAUCCUUGCUUCAAUUGGAAACUUGUCCAAGUUGGUAAAUUUAUCUCUAAUUGA